AUGGCUUCCUUCCUCCCUCCUUCUACCUUGACUAGCCGCAACGUAUUGGCUCCAGUGAUCGUUUUCCUGAUUCUCACAAUCUCUGGUAUAGGAUUGCUUCAGCGUAUGACGGAUGAUGUCUGGGACUGGAGCUGGGCAAAGGAACUGGAUUUUAUAGCACGGCCAUCCUCUGGCCGGAUCCUGGUAACAACCAGAAAGGAAGGCAUUUUGUGCAGCCUGGAUGCAAAGGCAUUUCCUGUGCAUGAGCUAUCAAUGGACGAAAGUAAAAAGAUGUUUUGGAAGUUUGCCUUCGGUGUGCAUGAUCCACAACCCAGUGACCCUGAUGUUGUGAGAUUUGCCGAGGAAAUAGCUCAAAAAUGUGAGGGACUUCCUCUAGCUCUGGAAGUGAUUGGCAGUGCCAUGGCUGUCCACAGAAGUGAAGGGCCACAUGUGUGGGAAGAACGAUAUAAGAGGUUGCACUUGUCCAAUGACCCAGACGUUGAGAAGCAGAUGUUCAAGCGCUUGAAGUUCAGCUAUGACGAGCUGGGAAACUAUGAGGGUGAAAAGCUGCAAGAGUGCUUUCUCUAUGUGGCCGCAUUCCCAGAAGACAAGAAGAUUGAGUUUUCUGAGUUGAGGAAAUGUUGGAUGGAGGUUGGGUCAGAACUCUCACCCACACCGAUUGUCAAUGAACUGGAACGGAGAUGGAAGUACGGUCCACAGCAAGAGCACGAGAAGGGAUGCCUGUUUGGAUAUGACUGGACAAUUGGCAUUCAGGAUGCAACAUUUGCUAAAGUCUCAUUCAUCUCAAAGAAUGUUAGCAGCUAUUUAUCCGAUAAUCAUGUGCGAGAUGUCUUACUUUUGGAUAAAUGUGAAGGAGUUUCUAAUGUGGAUGACAGUCUUAUCAAACGCAUAGAAGGUGUCAAGUUUAACAUUGCAUUACUCCCCCAGCUCUCCAACUUGGAAGAGCUGGAGCUCGACGUUGAUCCAAACGAGGACUCAUCAGUUGUGGAUUGGACUAGAAUUUCGCGUAAACUAAGACAUUUAAAUCUAGAAAUGAGACAGGGUCCAAUGAAGGUGCCAGAAAGCAUGGGGACACUGGAGCACAUUGAAACAUUGUAUUUAUGUGCAAAGAGCAUCGACUUUGCCAGUGUCGUUGGACGAUGGCAACUUAUCAACCUAACACCAUGUGAAAUUUGUGUGGAGUACAUCAGUAGAGCUCCCUUGAAGCGAAUGUUUAAGAACUCAAUCAGGCUUCAACAGUUUUACAUCGAUGGGGUAGAAGACAGUGAAAAUAGUGAUGACAGCUUUAAAUGGUUGCCCCACCACCUAGAAACACUUGACAUUGACUGCGGUGCUCCCCAAUCGCCUCGAGAGUCUGAAAAUAACGGGUUGCAUAAAGAGACUGUUGUUGCCAACAGAGAGGUCAUCACUCAAAGGCUCAGAUUCUGGUGCACGAAGAUGCAAAAUGAUUUCUUUGAGCCAUCAGAUCAAAUGACUGAUAUAGAAGAUGUGCGCUUUGAUGAGACUAUCGUUCCAUUGUCCAUUGCAUCGCUGCCAGGUUUGAAACGUCUUACCAUUUAUGGGCGAAGCGUCAUACAGAACGAAGCACUGUGGUUCCACACUCAGAGCCAGGGCGCACUUCCCAGGCUGGAAUCGCUAAUCUGCCCGGAAGGCAUGAAAAUUCCACCUUGGCUUGAGGACCGCCCCAAUCUCAAGAUAUAG
Selaginella moellendorffii is the source of this 1701-nucleotide messenger RNA. RefSeq names its product putative disease resistance protein RGA1. Gene Ontology annotation, molecular function: ADP binding. The transcript has 4 exons. The coding region runs from base 1 to 1701 and encodes 566 amino acids. Lineage: Eukaryota; Viridiplantae; Streptophyta; Lycopodiopsida; Selaginellales; Selaginellaceae. The record is from RefSeq and is a predicted model, not a curated record. Gene Ontology annotation, biological process: defense response.